AUGCAUCCAACAGCACACCUGAUCGAGGAUCACCGUGCUGGAGACGUGAUUUGCUCUGAAUGCGGACUUGUAGUGGGAGAUCGAUUGGUGGAUGUGGGCACAGAAUGGAGAUCGUUCAGUAACGAAAGAAGUGGCAAUGAUCCCAGUCGUGUUGGCGCGCCAGAGAAUCCGCUUCUUGGCGGAUCUGAUCUGUCAACCACGAUUGCUGUUGGAUUUGGAGGUACUGAGUCGGAUCAGAGGUAAGGAAACAGUCAAUAUGGUUUUUUAUUUUAAUUUUAAAAUUUUAAUCAAUAUAUAAAAGAGUUAUAUUUUUAGCGUAUAUUUUACGCUUAACAUACCAUUUUCUGCUUUUUAACAUACUAUAAUAUUUUUUAUGUUUUGUAUGGUAGUUUGUCCACUAAUACAUUAUUUUCAGUUUGGCCAAUGCUCAACGAAAGAACAUGAACAACACGGAUCGUCAGAUGACCCAAGCCAUCAGUGUGAUCCGAGAAAUGUCCGAACGUAUUCACUUAACCAGAGGAAUUCAAGAUCAAGCUGCCGAAAUAUUCAAGAAUGUUUUGGAUUCGCGAGCUCUUAGAGGAAGGAACAAUGAAGCACAAGCAGCUGCCUGUUUAUAUAUUGCUUGUAGGAAAGAAGGAGUGCCUCGUACUUUUAAAGGUAGGUUGAUUGUUUCACUUUUUUAAAAUUUAGGUAACAAAUUUCAUCCUUUUUGGAUAAAAUAAGUCUAAAAAUAUAUUUUAGGGUUUUCUUUGUUGUUUUGUAUUGUUUGUAAGCCUUUAUUAGUCAAAAUAGGUAAAAACGGCUAGGGAAUUAUCAUAUGUAAAGUUAUUGUCUUGGUUUCAAAGUUUAUUAUCUUUAAUUUCAGAAAUCUGUGCCGUUUCUCGCGUAUCCAAGAAGGAGAUAGGAAGAUGUUUCAAGCUAAUCAUCAAAUCCUUGGAAACCAACCUGGAACAAAUCACUUCGGCCGACUUCAUGGUAAGCUGUUGUAUGUAUCACAACAUACCCGUUUCAGAGUCGAUUCUGCGGAAACCUCGGUCUGACGAUACAGAUACAAGCAGCAGCGACGAGGAUCGCGAAGAAGGCGGUCGACUUGGAUCUGGUGGCUGGGUAAGCAGUCCAGUCCAUGCUAAUAUUCCUUUAGGCGAAGUCCCAUUUCCAUCGCAGCUGCCGCCAUCUACAUGGCCUCUCAAGCAUCUCGCGACAAGCGAACGGCCAAGGAAAUUGGGGAGAUCGCUGGAGCGGCCGAAGUUACCGUACGCCAGACCUAUCGGUUACUGUAUCCCAAAGCCAAGGAAUUGUUCCCCGAAGACUUCAGGUUCGACACUCCUGUAGAAAAUCUGCCAAUGUCAUAG
Molecule: messenger RNA, 1352 nt
Organism: Bursaphelenchus okinawaensis
Lineage: Eukaryota; Metazoa; Nematoda; Chromadorea; Rhabditida; Aphelenchoididae
Source: the annotation of a GenBank genome assembly